AUGGCGGAGGGGCCCCGGGGCGCUCCGCCGCCGGGCUCGCCCCGCCCCGCCGCGCCGCUGCCCAACGGGCCCCGCGGCGGCGGCGGCGGCGGCGCCGGCAGCCCCGGCUCGGGCUCGGGCAGCAGCAGCCGCGAGGACUCGGCGGAGCGGAGCCCCGCGCCCGCCGCGCCCCGGGCCAGCAUCAUGAAGGAUGGCUCUCGGCAGCGGCCCCCGCACAAGAAGAAGACAGUGUCCUUCAGCUCCAUGCCCAAUGACCGCAAGAUCAACAGCACAGCUGCCUGCAUCUCCCUGAUGCUGGAGGGCUGCGAGCUGAAGAAGGUGCGCUCCAACUCCCGCAUGUACAGCCGCUUCUUCGUGCUGGACGCCGACAUGCGCUCCGUGCGCUGGGAGCCCUCCAAGAAGGACUCAGAAAAAGCCAAGAUUGAGAUCAAAUCGGUCAAAGAGGUGAGGGUGGGCAAGAAGACGCCAGUCCUGCGCAGCAAUGGGCUCUCUGACCAGUUCCCCGAUGAAUGCGCCUUCUCCAUCAUCUACGGGGACAACUACGAGUCCCUGGACCUGGUGGCUAGCUCGGCAGAUGUGGUGAGUGCCUGGGUGAUGGGGCUGCGCUAUCUGGUGUCCUAUGGGAAGCACAGCCCUGAGGCGCCCGGGACUGGCCACCCCAGCCUCCGGACAUCCUGGAUCUCCUCUGUCUUCGACCUGGCUGACCUGGAGAAGUCUGGCCGCAUCCCCGUGUCCCGGGCUGUGCAGCUGAUCAAAGCACUCAACCCUGGCAUGAAGACCUCCACCAUCGAGCUCAAGUUCAAGGAGCUGCAGAAGGCCAGCGAGCGUCCUGGCACGGAGGUGGCCUGCGACCUCUUUGUGGAGGCAUACUGCGAGCUGUGCACCCGCCCUGAGAUCUUCUUCCUGCUGGUCCAGUUCUCCAGCAACAAGGAAUACCUGGGUGUGAAGGACCUGCUGAUGUUCCUGGAGGUGGAGCAGGGCAUGGAGGGGGUGACAGAGGAGAAGUGCUUGGAGAUCGUCAGCAAGUAUGAGCCCUCCAAGGAGGGCCGGGAGAAGGGCUACCUGGCCAUCGAUGGCUUCACACGUUACCUGCUCUCUGCUGACUGCUCCAUCUUUGACCCCCAGCACCGCAAGGUCUGCCAGGACAUGGCACAGCCCCUCUCCCACUACUACAUUAGCUCUGCCCACAGCGCCUGCCUGCUGGAGGACAACUUCUGGGGCCGCACAGACAUCAGCGGCUACAUCAGUGCCCUGGGCCUGGGCUGCCGCAGCAUCGAGCUGGUGCUGUGGGAUGGCCCCGAGGGUGAGCCCGUGGUCUACACCAGCCCCUCGGCUGCCUCCUGCGUGCCCUUCCGUGCCGUGGUGGGGCUGAUCGACCAGCACGCCUUCACUGCCUCCGCCUACCCCCUCAUCCUGUGCCUGGUGGUGCGCUGCUCGGCCCCCCAGCAGCGCCUCGCUGCCCAGUGCCUGCGCAAGACCCUCGGGGAGAAGCUGUACCUGGAGCCCCCCAACCCCGUGGCCUCGUACCUGCCCUCCCCGGAGGAGCUCAAGGGCCGCAUCCUCAUCAAGGGCAAGAAGCUGCCGCCCACCUGCGAGGACAGCGAGGGGGAGGUGUCGGACGAGGAGGAAGGCUGGGAGCUGGCGCGGAGAUUGGGCCAGGAGGACCGGGAGGCACCGGAGGGAGGCGGCCUGAGGCGGCUGCGCCUCAGCCGUGAGCUCUCGGAGCUGGUGAGCCUCUGCCAGGCUGUGCCCUUCCAGGACUUUGAGAGCUCCAGGCGUGGGCAGCGCUACUGGGAGAUGUGCUCCUUCAGCGAGGUGGAGGCGGGACGCUUCGCCAACGAGUGUCCGGCCGAGCUGGUCAGCUACAACAAGCGCUUCCUGUCCCGCGUCUACCCCAGCCCCAUGCGCAUCGACGCCAGCAACAUGAACCCCCAGGACUUCUGGAAGUGCGGAUGCCAGAUGGUGGCCAUGAACUACCAGACGCCAGGGCUCAUGAUGGACCUGAAUGCGGGCUGGUUCCGGCAGAACGGCGCCUGUGGCUACGUCCUCCGCCCGGCCAUCAUGCGGGAGGAGGUCUCCUACUUCAGUGCCAAUGCCAAGGACUCCCUGCCUGGCGUGCCUGCCCAGCUCCUACACCUCAAGGUCAUCAGCGGGCAGAACCUCCCCAAGCCCAAGGGCUCGGGGGCCAAGGGGGAGGUGGUGGAGCCCUACGUGUGUGCUGAAAUCCACGGCAUCCCGGCCGACUGCGCCGAGCACCGCACCAAGACCGCCCUGCAGAGCGGGGACAACCCCAUCUUCGACGAGAGUCUGGAGUUCCAGAUCAACCUGCCCGAGCUGGCCGUGCUGCGCUUCGUCGUGCUGGAUGACGACUACAUCGGGGACGAGUUCAUUGCCCAGUACACCAUCCCCUUCGAGUGCCUGCAGCCCGGCUACCGCCACGUCCCCCUGCAGUCGCUGGCCGGGGAGCCCCUGCCCCACGCCACCCUCUUUGUGCACGUGGCCAUCACCGACCGCCGUGGCGGGGGCAAGGGGCACCGCCGGGGGCUGGCGGGGCGCCGGGGCCGCCGGGUGAGGGAGUACACCUCCACCAAGGCCACUGGCAUCAAAGCCAUCGAUGAAGUCUUCAGGACGGCCACCCAGCCACUGCGGGAGGCCACGGACCUGCGGGAGAAUGUGCAGAAUGCGUUGGUGUCCUUCAAGGAGCUGUGUGGGCUGACACCCGCUGCCAACAUGAAGCAGUGCAUCCUGACGGUGUCCACGUGGCUGCUGCACAGUGACAGCGCACCCAGUGUCACCCUCAACCUGGCAGAGCAGUACCCACCCAUGGAGGCCCAGGGCCCCAUCCCCGACCUGCUGCGCAAGGUCCUCACCGCCUACGAGACUAUGAUCCAGACCAGCAGGACCCUGAUCGAGUCUGCCGACGCCGUGUACGGGAAGCUCAUCCAGGCACAGCAGGCAGGGAUGGAUUUCCACAAGGAGCUGCACCGCAUCGAGACCAAGGAAGGGCUGCGGGGCCGCAAGCUGCAGAAGGCGCUGGAGAGCUUCGCCUGGAACAUCACUGUCCUCAAGGGCCAGGCUGACCUCCUCAAGCACGCCAAGGCGGAGGCUCUGGACAACCUGUGGCAGAUCCACAACGCGGGACAGUCCUGCGGCAUCGGCAGGAACGGAUCAGCCUCGCCCGAGCCCUCCCGGCUGCCAGCCCCGCUGGAGCCGAUCCCUGAGACGGACGGAGGUGGCGACACAGCGUCCUGCUGACCCCGGCCUGGGGCUCGGGGCCCGGACUGAGCAGCCCUGGCCGCAGGGGCAGGAGCAGAGAGCCCCGGCCUGCCUGGGCAGUGUCUGUGAGGCUGGGUGCUCUGCCCUGCUGAGGGGCUUGCAGCAGAAUUCAGUGGAGAGCUUGGGGAGAGAUGUCCCUGCUCCCUCGUGCCCUGCCAAGCUCCCAGAGGACUCAUCUGUCCCCUCCAUCUGAUUCUGGAGCCAGAUCUCUGCCGAGGGGCCAGAGGGUACCCCAGUGCCCGUGUGCAUGUACCCCCAGCCUGCUGUGCCAGAUGCCACUUGGAAAAGCAGCCCCAGCUCUGGGCUCCUGCCCGCCCUCCCCAGGGCUGCAGGUUUGCCCUCCACCAGCCCCGGGGAAAAGCGGGCUGGCAGAAGGAUCCUGGCUGCUCCACAGCAUCCCUGGGGACCCCACCAUGCAGAGGGACUGGGAGGCUCUCUGGUGCAGCAGAUGUAGGGCCAGGCUGUCCCUGAACAGCAGAUGUGGCUGCUGGCAUCAGGGAAAUGUUCGGGUUCAUCUCCAGGGCAAGGGAGUUCAGCACAAGCAAAGGCUGGAGGUGCUCUGGGGUCAGGCUGGGGCUGUGGAGUGUUAUAAAGAGUGCCAGAGCCUCCCUGGUGCCCUGUGGCUCCCUCUGUUCCAGGCACAGCACCACGAUGGGAUGCAGCACAGCACAGAGGGGAUGGAGGGUGGCACUGGCACAGGACCCUGGUGGCACUAUCCCUCUCUGGCACAGGACCCUGGUGGCACUAUCCCUCCCUGGCACUGGUGCAGGACCCUGGUGGCACUAUCCCUCCCUGGCACCAGCCAAGCACAGGGUGACGGCUCCCCACGUCAGUCAGGGAGCUGUGCAGCUGCUGGCACCCCUUUGUUCGGGGUUAAUUAGCAGGUUAAUUAGCCUAAUGGGGCUCUGAGCAGCGGCCAGCGCUGACCUUCAGCCCCUUUGUGCCAGCCCAGCAGCGCGGCCGUGGGCAAUUAUGGCCUCAUUAGUGCCAAGCACCCCUUGCAGUGAGCACCCUCACAAUGGGGAGCUGCAAAUGAGGGGAAAGGCCUGGAUGGUCUCCGGGCUACCACGUCUCCCAGACAGCAGCUGCUCCCGCUGGCCCAGGUAUUUUUGGCAGCCCCAUUGUGCUGGGCCCUAUAAAGUGGCGGUGGCAGUGCGGGGUGCUGUGCUGCUGGCUGCCCGAUGGGACAUGCCCCAGAGCUGCUCGGCCACAUGAAGACCCCAGCAAGGAUGGAGGUGCCCAACACCAAGGUGGGGCUGGGGUGCUGCAGCCCCUGGGGAUGAGAGCUCAGCGAUGGGUGGGAGGUCAAAAUGUUGGGCUGGGGGUGUGGGAGGGCCUGGCUGGUUUCUUGGGAAGCUCCAAGUCUGCAGCAAAUCCCUGGGAAUCCCUGGCUGAUGAGGGGAAUGUUGGGAGCGAGCUGGGCAUGCAAUUCCUGCAGCAUGGGUGCUUUCAGUGCUUGUCCUGUAGCCUGGGCAGCGAGAGGAGGGAGUUUGUGUGCUGGAGCAGGGCAGGGGUGUGGUGAGGCCACCCACAUCUGGCUGGGACACAGGUGAGGAGCAGGGCAGGGGUGCAGUGAGCACACCCACAUCUGGCUGGGACACAGGUGAGGAGCAGGGCAGGGGUGCAGUGAGCACACCCACAUCUGGCUGGGACACAGGUGAGGAGCAGGGCAGGGGUGCAGUGAGCACACCCACAUCUGGCUGGGACACAGGUGAGGAGCAGGGCAGAGAUGCAGUGAGCACACCCACAUCUGGCUGGGACACAGGUGAGGAGCAGGGCAGGGGUGCAGUGAGCACACCCACAUCUGGCUGGGACACAGGUGAGGUGCAGGGCAGGGGUGCAGUGAGCACACCCACAUCUGGCUGGGACACAGGUGAGGAGCAGGGCAGUGAAGAGUGAGGCUUCAGGUCUGGGGCUGAGCCAAGAGGGGCAGGGGGGAGUUGAACACCACAGAGAGGGGACAGACCUGGGUCGGGCAGUCCCCAUCUCUGCCCUGUCACUGCCCUGCCCUAACGCUGCCCGUUCUCUGGCAGCCCCAGCGAGCUGCCUGCCUCCUGCUGC
Molecule: messenger RNA, 5337 nt
Organism: Camarhynchus parvulus
Lineage: Eukaryota; Metazoa; Chordata; Aves; Passeriformes; Thraupidae
Product: inactive phospholipase C-like protein 2
Exons: 6
Coding region: 1-3255 (1084 amino acids)
Biological process (GO): intracellular signal transduction; lipid metabolic process
Molecular function (GO): phosphatidylinositol-4,5-bisphosphate phospholipase C activity
Source: RefSeq, a predicted model, not a curated record